This is a messenger RNA of Paramacrobiotus metropolitanus, 1147 nucleotides long. RefSeq lists its product as uncharacterized. Bases 1 to 1065 code for a protein of 354 amino acids. NCBI's taxonomy places the organism in Eukaryota, Metazoa, Tardigrada, Eutardigrada, Parachela, Macrobiotidae. The transcript has 3 exons. The record is from RefSeq and is a predicted model, not a curated record.
AUGCACAAAGCAUGUGUUAUUUCACUAAUUCUCCAGGCGUGCUGCGUUAUCUACGCGUUCGCUGAAACGACAAUCAGCACUACGCUGGCUUCAACGACGACUACCGCCGCACCGGUCUCCACCACUCUCAGCAGCUCCUUCAUUCCCACCACCAGACCGCGCCCGGAAGGCCGGUCCAGUGUUACCAAGGAUGACAUGGGCGUUAGCGAGCUGACAGAGGAGCGCAAACGGCAGUUAAAAAGAGAAUUCCACUUGGAAGAAGCCUAUAAAAAGCAGUUAGCCAAGGAAGAACGGGAAAAACAGGAAGCAGCCACCCAGACAACGUCACCUAAAUGGGACGCCGCUGAGCAGAUUUCGAAGUCGGCUGGAUUCCCGCAAGAGAAGACGAACUUUCAGCAGUUUUCGCCUGCCGGACCAACGGAUCCAGCGGGCCGCUUCCCGGUCGCCGGACCAUUUAUGCAAGGUCAGUCUUUUCCAAUGCAGCUGGGACAGCUGCUAAAAGGGAAUACACCUAACCAGAUGCAGCCGACCACCAUGAACCAGUUCGCCCAGCAACCGCAAACGCAAGGUCAAGCGCCGCUGCAACAAAAUUUUGUACCCGCCCAAGGGGACAUGUCCUCGCUCUUCGGUUCCGGCGGAGCUUUGACCAAUAUUAUGCAGCCCCAUAUCGGAUCGCCCCAGGCAGCCGGUCAGUUGAUCCCCCCGCUGAUGGGCAGCGGUGUACAGCAGGGCCUCAACCAACUGCAAUCGCGGCAGUCCAACAUGCAGUCCUUAAUGCAGACGCCCCAGCCGAUGACCUUCCCCGCCAUGGCCACCAACACCAUGCCCAUGCUUCAGGGAAUGGGUCAACAACCCCAGCAGUUGUUCAUGCAACAGCCCAACGGAGCCCUCUCCCCAACGGGAAUGAGCGCCAUGCCCAUUGGCGGCGCAUCCGGUCAGUUCAACGGAGCAAUGCUUCCCAGUGCGUCUGGUUUCAAUUCGGCGCUGUAUGGCAACAAUCAGAUGCCUCUGCAGCAGCAGGGCUUCAUGGGUGGUCAGCCGGUCAAUAUCGGUUUCCAGGGAUAAAAAGUGACUGAUGAUUGUGACUUUUCAAAGAUUUUUUGGCGCAGUAUGCUCUGUGUGCCGUAUGGAGGUUUGCUUUGUAUUU